Molecule: messenger RNA, 321 nt
Organism: Stereum hirsutum FP-91666 SS1
Lineage: Eukaryota; Fungi; Basidiomycota; Agaricomycetes; Russulales; Stereaceae
Product: ankyrin
Exons: 1
Molecular function (GO): protein binding
Source: RefSeq, a predicted model, not a curated record
CUACUGCUUGAAAAUGGGGCUGAUGUAACUGUACAAGGUGGAGAGUAUGGGAGUGCCAUCCAUGCUGCAUCAGCAAAUGGUCACCAAGCCAUUGUGCAGUUGCUGCUUGGGAAUGGGGCUGAUGUAAAUGUACAAGGCGGGCAGUAUGAGACUGUCAUCCAGGCUGCAUCAGCAAAUGGUCACCAAACCAUUGUGCAGUUGCUGCUUGAGAAUGGGGCUGAUGUAAAUUUACAAGGCGGGCAGUAUGGGAGUGCUAUCCAGGCUGCAUCAGCAAAUGGUCACCAAACCAUUGUGCAGUUGCUGCUUGAGAAUGAGGCUGAU